AGUGAGCGUUCAGACGGUUUGGUUUGGUUCAGUUUUUCUCUGCCAGCGGUUUGCCGCCCCAGCGCUUUAAAAAAAAACUCAAAAAAAAAGCAAAGUCAAAUAGCAGCCUAUAAGGUGAAAAAAUACAAAAUCUAACUAACUCUGAGCCGCGAAAAUUAUCGGCCGGUGUGAACUAUUGUCCGCUAAUUCGAAAAUAACGAUUCGAAAUUUGGCAAUUAAACGAAAAUAAAGUGCAACGAGGUACGACCGACAGCCAGCGGCAUAUUGGCAUUAUACCAUACAAAUCAAAUGAAUAUAAUCCAAAUACAAUAAAGGAAACGUUAGCAGCUAAUUCGCAUUUGAUUAGUUUAUGUUUCUGUCUCGAUUCGAAUAUUUCGAUUUGAUUGCGUGCAUCAUUUGGGAGCCAAAGAGAGAGUGAGGUGGAGUGGUCAUCAAGCCAUCGGAUUACAGCGCUAUAAAUUUGGAUAUAUCCCACUAAAAUACAUAGCCAACAUGCUUGUGAGACAUUUAAACAGUUUGCCUUGGGCUUUGCUGGCCAUUCUCCUGCUGGCUGCUUUGAAGCUCCAUGUGGCCAAUGCGGAAUCCAGUGGGGAACAGAAGGAGGAGGAGGUGGACAGUUCCAGCACGGAGAGCAAUGAGAUCAUUCCCAGGGAGGCCAUCCAGAAGUUGGAUUACUCGGUGAGACAGGCUUUACUUCGAGCUAUUGAUAAGUUGGAACAGGAAGAGGCGGCUGCCACGGAAAGUGGUGAGGAGAGUCCCAGCAGCAGUGGUUCCCGUUCCCUCCUCCAAACAGAGACCUCCACCCUGCCCUCACAUCGCGAAAAGGAUGAGAUUCUGGAGGAGAGCACCCGGGGAAACGAACCGGAGCCAGUGGUGCCCACUGUCCAAUUUUACACGGCCACCUUUGACGAGAAGAAUGCCCAGGAGCAGCUGCUCUCCUCCUUCAUCGAUCGUUCCAAGCUGUGGAAGAAGACCACCACCCGGAAACAGAAUGCACCCGCCAUUUCAGUGCCCCUAGAACCCAAAACCUUGGAAGUCGAAGGUCCGGAGAACCGCCAGCUUACACGGAGUGUGGAUAGCUCCAGUUCCGGAUCCGUGAGCAGCAAUGAGAUCUCCCACGACAGCGGCAGUCAUGAGAUCAAAUUCGAGAUCAGCAAUGUGAGAAAGACCACCACGCCCACGACAACCACAUCCUCGACUACGAGCACAACCACCACGCCAAGACCCCGCACCACCAGGCGUCGCACCACCACGACGACGACAACCACCACAACGACCACACCACGACCCACCCACAACGAGGAUGGGGAGAACAUUGAGCUGGUGGACAAGCAGGACAUUCGCAUCCAGGAAGCCCCACUGGUGACCGCCUUCACCGUGGAUCUGGACGAGCGGGGCACGGCGCAGAAGUUCCGCCCAUUGCUGGCGGGCAGCCAGCGCACCGCCAACUUUGCCGCACCACCACAGCAACAACAACAGCAACAGUUUCCGCACAUCGGACCCACCAUCACCAAGCUGAAUGUGUUGGAGUCGGAGCCACCGGCCACUCCGCUGCCCACUCAGUUUCCACCCACCAGCAGCACCACCACCACCCAGGUCAGCACGAGCACCAGCACCACUGCCGGCGGCGGUUUCUCCACCACGCCUGCCUUCCUGGCCAGCUCCACCAGCAAUUAUGUGAAGCGAGAACCGCUGAACAAUCUGGCAGAGCCUCCCAGUGUGAAUAACUAUCUGAUCGAGCGUCAGCGGGCUCUGGAGCAGCAGAUCUUCCAGCUGAAGGUUCAGGCACAACAGCAACAGGCUCUGAUCCUGCGCCAACUGAAGCUCCUGGAGGAGCAGACCCAGAGUCGUUUCCAGGGCACACCGAUUGCCCAACCCAGUACAUUGCAACCACAGCAGCAACAGCAACAGCAGCAACAACUCCAGCAGCAACAGCAACAACAGCUACUGCCGCAAGUCCAGCAGCAACAUGGUUCGCUGGAGGCCAUUCAGGCGGGCCUCCAACCGCCCUCAUUGGGUGGUUACUCCAUAAGACCUUCGGUGGAAUUUAUACCCAGCACCCACACCAAAACUGUUAUUUAUCCCACAUAUCCAAUUGAGCAGCAAUUGCCGCUGCGCGAUGCCGUUGCGGGUCAUAAAUUCGCCCUGCACAAUGGCAACAUAAACGCGAACAACUAUCAGAAGCCCCCAGCGAAUGCAGUGCAGCAGAUUUUCCAAAAUUUGCAGCAAUCGCUGCAGAAAUCGAACGAAAACCCCCAGGUCCAGCCCUCCAAUCAGUUCAACUUUGCACCGGUCGAGGCGUCGCAACUUCAGGCCUUGCCCCAUAACAAUUACAAGCCAUUUCAACAGCAACAACAGCAGCAACAGCAACCACAGCAGCAACAGUUGCUGCUGCCCAACUACGUCAGCAAUGCGGUGUUCCAGCAGCAGCAACAAAGGGCCCGCCAAUUCCGCCAGGAGACGGGAGUCGGUAAUUUUGGCCUAAAUUCAAAUGUGGAAAUACAGCCGAGCAAUUCCUUUGCCACCACAAUUGUUAGCCAGCAUCCUGGCCCAAAUACCGAUCCCCAUCUGGAAAAUCAGAACUUUUACCGACAACAUUUAACGCCUCAAUUGAGCAACCAAUUGCAGCAGAAUGCCCAGCAUUAUCUGCAGCAACAACAGCAGCAGCAACAGUUGCAGCAACAGCAGCCUAAAGCCAGCGGCGAUAUUAGUCCAGCUCUCAACCAUGGGAUACCGCAAUUCGCCUCACAAAACCUGCACUUCAACGGGGCCUUUUGAGCACUUGCACCACCAAAAACCACCACCAAACCAGCACCACCAUCCCGCACCACAACCACGAACCACCAAACACCCACUGUUUCCGUUUCCGUUUCCGGUCCUGCUCCUGUGUCCUUUUUACCCAGAAAUCAGAAAUCUACCAACCUACCAGUUGACCUAAGUUUUUCGUAAAGCAUCUUUGUAAAUAUACAUUUUAUUUUAAAACCUAAGCAUCGAUCUAAGCUAACAAUGAGAAAGAGAGCAGGAUGACCCAGAGGAGGAUGAAUUUAUGGUGAGGCAAUUGGCAGAGCAAAGUGCUGAAAUGUAACAAUUAUUUAUUUUCUAUGUGAAUAAAGUUUAUUUUAAAGUA
This is a messenger RNA of Drosophila rhopaloa, 3127 nucleotides long. Its product is annotated as putative mediator of RNA polymerase II transcription subunit 12. The transcript has 4 exons. Bases 493 to 2778 code for a protein of 761 amino acids. NCBI's taxonomy places the organism in Eukaryota, Metazoa, Arthropoda, Insecta, Diptera, Drosophilidae. The record is from RefSeq and is a predicted model, not a curated record.